AUGGGCACCUUUGGGGAGGAGGACAGCUGGAGCCUGUCCUUCAGCGGAGCAGCCUUCCUGGGGCUCUACCACGUGGGUGUGGCCCAGUGCCUGCGAGAGCGCGCCCCGCGCCUCCUCCAGGGCGCCCGCCGCUUCUACGGCUCCUCCUGCGGGGCGCUCUGCGCCAUCUCCCUCAUCCUGGACAAGUCAGCCGACUUCUGCUGCGACCAGCUCCUGGGCCUGGCCAAGCAGGUGGAGCAGCUGAGCCUGGGCAUCUUCCACCCGGCCUUCGCGCCCAUCGAGCACAUCAAGCAGCAGCUGCAACACAUUCUGCCCAGCAACGUCCACAUCCUGGCCUCGCAGAGGCUGGGCGUCUCACUGACCCGCUGGCCGGAUGGCCACAAUGUCAUCAUCACAGACUUCGCCAGCCGUGACGAGGUCAUCCAGGCCUUGAUCUGUUCCCUGUACUUCCCUUUCUACGGCGGGGUGAUCCCCCCCGAAUUCAGAGGGGAGCGCUACUUCGACGGGGCUCUGAGCAACAACUUGCCCUUCGGGGACUGCCCCUCCACCAUCACUGUGUCACCCUUCUCCGGGACAAUGGACAUCUGCCCCCAGAGCACCUCGGCCAGCAUGCUGGAGCUGAACACCUUCAACACCAGCUUCCAGAUCUCCACCACAAACAUAUUCCUGAUCUUCACCUGCCUGCUGGCCCCCUGCCCCGAGGUAUUGGCCCACCACUGCAGACAAGGCUACCUGGACGCCCUGAGGUUCCUGGAGAGACGCGGACUCACCAAGGAGCCAGUGCUGUGGAUGUUGGCAUCUAAGGAGCCCCCAGCCCCAGCUGAUGGGACCUGGGACACUGGUCAUGACAGAGGACAGGAGGCGGGCCUGUCGCUCAACUGGGCAGUGCCUAACGUGCUAGUCAAGAACGUGCCCAACUUCGAGCAGCUCUCACUGGAGCUGGAGACUGCGCUGAAGAAAACAUGCAGGAGGGACCCCGGCGCCUGGGCCCGCUUCCGCCGGUCGAUGCCCGGGAAGGUGCUCACGUGCCUGCUGCUGCCCUACACGCUGCCCUUCGAGUACGUCUACUUCCGGAGCAGAAGGCUGGCAGUGUGGCUGCCCGACGCGCUGGCUGACUUGCAGUGGAUACAGGGCGAGCUGAGGGGCUUGGCCCUUGGGGUGUACUCCAGGGUGAAGGACCAGCUCCUCGGGCUGCUCAGCCUGCCCGUCACCAGCCCUCUCCAGCUGGAGGCAGCUCCUCCCAAGGACCUGGCCAAGAAGCCCAGCCCCGCCCUGCCCAUCAGGCCCAAGUGA
Messenger RNA from Miniopterus natalensis, 1293 nucleotides. RefSeq names its product patatin like domain 5, triacylglycerol lipase (gene PNPLA5). Gene Ontology annotation, cellular component: lipid droplet; cytoplasm; membrane. Lineage: Eukaryota; Metazoa; Chordata; Mammalia; Chiroptera; Miniopteridae. Gene Ontology annotation, biological process: triglyceride catabolic process; lipid homeostasis. The record is from RefSeq and is a predicted model, not a curated record. Gene Ontology annotation, molecular function: triacylglycerol lipase activity.